AUGUUGUCUGGUUCGUUUGCAAAUCCGUUAUAUUUCUUUUCCACAAAUACCCCCAAUUUUACACAAGCAGAAAUGUGGGUUCGCCUGCCAGAUAUUCUUGAGUUCUUUUUCGUAGCUCAUCCAGCAUCUGGGCGACGCGAAGGAGAGGAACAUCAACGCAUCAUGUAUUUCUAUCCAAAAGGCGAGACACUGGAUCGUCAGGCAGAGAUCACUGGAUUUGCGGAAGCUGUCGUCAACUUCACGGACAAUUUCGUCAGUCCUCAAGAACAUGCAGAAAAACCCGAAUUUCCUUUCCGGACUGUAUCCACGCAGAAGUCCGAGCAUGUCUAUAUACAAGUGGAAGAUUGCGAGUUCCUUAUUGGUCUUGCUCUCUCAAAGAUUCAAUACGCUGCAGUUGAAUACUCUGUCUUUCUGCCUGCAAUCCAAAACGUUUUGACAGAUGUCUACAAGAUGUUUCGCCUUUUCUUCGGGGAGUUCAGUCCUUUCAGGCAAAGAAAUGAGCAAAAAUUCAAGGAACGUCUAGAGUAUUUUCUCGGUCGUUAUCUGCCGCUGCUGAAACUCCAUCGGAUGCCACUAUUGGAUUAUUUGAAUGGGGCUGCAUUUCUGAAAAUUAAUGGACCCACAUACUUAAAUGUGGUAUCGAUGUCAUCUGAACUCAUGGAGGAAUUCCCUGUGAUACAGAAAAUCCUUGUCUUGUAUCAGGACAAAGUGUUGUACUAUUCUCUAUCUCGACGUGAUCUCCCGUCUUUGUUUCGCUACCUCACUCAGAGUCUCUUACCGAUGACCAUCGGUGAUGAGCUGGACUAUCAGUCGCGCUCUACACAAGGUCGAUUUUUACGCGGCCCUUCUGACCUCUCAACAGAUGCACCAUUGGUAGGGGAUGAUGCUCUUCCAACAGUUCAUCUUUUCAAUGCUGUCGACGAUGAAGACAGCGAGGAACUCAUAAAGUAUAAUAUGUUUUGCAUGUUUGACACCAAUCAAGAAGUAACCAGAAUGUUGUUGAGGAAUAUUGACGGGUAUUUGUCAAGCGAGUUGAGCAAGGUUGCUUCACAAAUAGGAGAUUGCAUAGGAUCGCAGAAUCCUGAUGUGCUUUCAACACCUGACUUCCACUAUGUCUAUUUUAAUCCGGCUUCGCUGAGUCUCACGUCAUCGUUCACGGAAUCACCAAAUACUCCGAAGCCAGCAUUACCACCUCCUGAAGUGAGCAGGUUGGUAUGCAGCUCACUUACCAGUUUUCUGCCUGAUGCGGAUGAAUUUGGUGAAUGUUUUGCAAAAUCUGAAUCAGAUUGGUGGAUAGUUUUGAAAAAGGUUAAUUCGCGUCUACUCUGUCUUCUGCUACCGCCGUCAUCUAAUCAACAAUCACGUCGCUGA
Molecule: messenger RNA, 1371 nt
Organism: Cooperia oncophora
Lineage: Eukaryota; Metazoa; Nematoda; Chromadorea; Rhabditida; Trichostrongylidae
Source: the annotation of a GenBank genome assembly